This is a messenger RNA of Delphinapterus leucas (beluga whale), 1925 nucleotides long. RefSeq names its product solute carrier family 35 member F4 (gene SLC35F4). Gene Ontology annotation, cellular component: membrane. NCBI's taxonomy places the organism in Eukaryota, Metazoa, Chordata, Mammalia, Artiodactyla, Monodontidae. The record is from RefSeq and is a predicted model, not a curated record.
UUCGGGCAGCAGUGCGCGGGGUGGCGGGCGGGAGACCUGCCAGGCUGACAGAGAGGCCGGCCCUAGUGGGGGCCGCUCCGCCGCCGCCGCCGCUGUGAUGCGGCGCCGGUGCUGCGCCGGGCGGCGGAGUCAGAGCCUGGGCGCGGGAGCACGAGCUGCAACAUCAGCACCGGCGGCGGCACCUGCACCAGCUCCCGGGCCCCGCGCUGCGCUCUCCGACCCGCCGCGCCCGGGGCCGCCGCCCCGUGCUCUCUAUGGAUGUCAAGGCGGCCCCCAACGGGGUGGCCACCAUCGAGGACCGGAUCCUGCGGAUCACCGGCUACUAUGGCUAUUACCCGGGUUACUCCAGUCAGAAAAGUACCUCCAGAUCAUCAGUUACUCGAUGUAAACCGGGAGCCAACUGCCCCAGUUCACACAGUAGCAUCAGCAGACAACUGUCCCCUCUGUCUGUCACCGAAGAUUCUUCUGCUCCUAUUCUUGAACUUCAGAGUCGAGGAUCCUCUGGAGUUUGUGGACACAGAGCCGAGAGGCAGAACAGAUCAGGGGAUGAUGGAACACAGACUCAUCCUGAGGAUAGCAGCCAGGGAAACAGAAUCAAGGCUCGCUGCCUAUCCUGUACGUCUCUGGUUCUGAAGGCCAUCUGGGGACUUUUGAUCAUCCUGUCAGUGUCAUCAUCUUGGGUUGGAACCACACAGAUUGUAAAAAUUACUUAUAAGAACUUCUACUGUCCAUUUUUCAUGACUUGGUUUUCAACAAACUGGAACAUUAUGUUUUUCCCAGUCUAUUACUCUGGUCAUCUGGCCACUGCUCAAGAAAAGCAAUCUCCAAUGAAAAAAUUCAGGGAAUGCAGUCGAAUUUUUGGUGAAGAUGGUCUGACAUUGAAGCUCUUUCUUAAAAGAACUGCUCCCUUUUCUAUUCUAUGGACUUUGACUAAUUACCUGUAUUUACUGGCUUUAAAGAAGCUGACAGCCACAGAUGUCUCUGCUCUGUUCUGUUGUAACAAAGCCUUUGUCUUCUUGCUGUCGUGGAUCGUGCUGAAAGACAGGUUCAUGGGAGUGAGGAUAGUUGCCGCAAUAAUGGCAAUCACUGGCAUCGUCAUGAUGGCGUAUGCAGAUAAUUUCCACGCUGAUUCCAUCGUAGGAGUAGCAUUUGCAGUGGGCUCGGCCUCGACAUCUGCACUGUAUAAGGUUUUGUUUAAGAUGUUUCUCGGAAGUGCCAACUUUGGUGAAGCAGCACACUUUGUCUCCACAUUGGGUUUCUUCAACUUAAUCUUCAUCUCCUUCACCCCGGUCAUCCUGUAUCUCACCAAGGUGGAGCACUGGUCCUCGUUUGCAGCUCUGCCGUGGGGCUGUCUCUGCGGGAUGGCAGGGCUCUGGCUGGCCUUCAACAUCCUGGUGAAUGUUGGUGUGGUGCUGACAUACCCAAUCCUCAUCUCCAUCGGAACAGUGCUCAGCGUUCCUGGAAAUGCAGCUGUGGAUCUCCUGAAGCAGGAGGUGAUAUUCAAUGUCGUCCGCCUGGCUGCUACCAUCGUCAUCUGCAUUGGGUUCCUGCUGAUGCUGUUGCCGGAGGAGUGGGAUGAAAUUACCCUGAGAUUCAUCAACAGCCUGAAGGAAAAGAAGAGUGAGGAGCAUGUGGAUGACAUCACUGAUCCCAGUGUCCACCUGAGAAGCAGAAACAGGGCCAUUGGGACUGUGUCCAUACCACUGGCUUAGAGGAACACAUUUUGAACGCACGUGUAUGUAUAUUCUGUGAAUAUAAUAAAAUUUUCUCACCACCUGUACACUCAAACGACAGUAUUAACUCUGAAUUUGCAUAAGUCAUAUGUGAAAUGAUGCUAACAAUAAAAGUUUACAUUUAUAUGCUUAUCAAGGAACUGGUGUAAAUAAUCAUAAUAAAUUUUUUUAUUAAAACAUAUUCAUACUUGU